AUGCAGAUUUCACUAUUUCUAUUCAGUUUCAUUUCACUUUAUUUGACUACCAGGAGCGAUGAUACUACCAUCGUUUAUCCAUCAUCUGACAAUCAACUAAAAUUACAACAAAUAAUUAACGCUGCUGUGAAUCCUACAACAAUAUUACUUAAGCCCGGUAUCUACACAGAAUCACUUGUUAUUGAAAACAAAUUCGUUUCUAUAAUUGCCCAAAAAUCGGAUCAAGUUGUUGAAUUUAAACCGUUUCAAAACAACAUCGCUAUUCUUUAUCGAAAUGGUGGUGGUGGUCAAGUUCAAGGCAUACUUUUUACGGGAAACAACGCCACUGGUAUUAGUGGUUCUCGUAAUGAUAAAGAAGAACCUCCUGGCAAAAUCGGAAUUUUCAAUUGUACCUUUAGAGAUAUUGGAAAUGGUGUGAUCAAUCGAUUUACUCACAUUUCCAUUGUUGGAGUUGCUGUUAAUCGAGCGCAGUGGUUUUCCAUUGAUUUGCGGGGUCUUCUUGAGGAUUCAAUCACAACCGUUCAAGAUAUUUUCAUUUUAGACAGUGGAAAUGGACUUAUCCUACGCGAAUUAAGUGGUACUUUCGUUUUCUAUAAUAUUGUCUGCCGAAAUAAUGAAAAUGGUGGUCUCAUUAUUUUUGAUACGCUUAGUGGUCCACUAACAAUAGUCGAAAGCACAUUUGUCAACAAUCGAAUAGCCAAUGUUUUCAUUUCCAAUUCAUAUGCCGUUAUUGUCCGUGAUAGUUUGAUUAUGAAUGCACGUCCCAAAUCAGACGAUACCUAUGGCGAUGGAUUUGUAGCAAUGAAGAACAAGGAACCGAUAGAAUUACGUACAAGUAGAGUAUACGACAAUUAUCGUGCUGGUGUGAGUAUAUGGGGUGGUACAUUGAUAUUGAUAAACGACUAUCUUCAUGGGCAUAAAUUCGAUCUCAAUUAUGAAACUUUUGAUGGUAUUUCAGGCAACUUUGAGGGUUCAACGGGAAAUGUUUGUUCUGAUUAUCCACCUCGUUACAUAUGUGCAGCUGUGUCAUCAAGAUUGGAACCACCUGAACCUAUUUCUCCUACACACUGA
Molecule: messenger RNA, 1071 nt
Organism: Rotaria sp. Silwood1
Lineage: Eukaryota; Metazoa; Rotifera; Eurotatoria; Philodinida; Philodinidae
Source: the annotation of a GenBank genome assembly